Messenger RNA from Symbiodinium necroappetens, 1038 nucleotides. Lineage: Eukaryota; Dinophyceae; Suessiales; Symbiodiniaceae. The record is from the annotation of a GenBank genome assembly.
AUGCGCUCGGAGGAGCUCCAGCUAGAGGCCAAGGAGGCAGAGAGAAAGCUGGAGUAUGUAAAUGCCUUGAACCUCGGCCGCGCGACGGAUCUGGAGCUGCAGGCCAUGAACGCCUUCGAGCGCUCGCAGAGGCGCAUUCAGGAGGACAAGAGGGAGGAGGAGUACCAGAAGCAGCGUGAUGAAGUGCAGGCAUUGUUUGCAAAAGUCCACAGACGUCUCCAGAGCGAGCUUAUAGAGCUGCGAGACUACAAGGUGCUCCUUCGAGAGUAUCGCCGUGUUCGCCUGGAAAAGCUGAGUGAGACACUGGGUAAGGUGCAGGAUGGUCGCCGGCUCCGGCAUUGCGUCCGUGUCAUGAUCCGCAACGGAGCCCAGCGCAUUCUGCAGCGUCUCGAGCACGCAAACCUGCCCUUGGAGCCCUGGAUGCGGGAGGUGUUGUUAAACUGCUGCUACGUGGAGAUUCGCAUCGAGGAUGCGGAGACGCAGCUGCUAAGCCUCCGCCGCGAGGCACUGAAGCCCGUGCGCGAGGACGUACAGCAGAUGAUCGAUAAAACGAAGGCAGAGCGCUUCGAAGAUCUCUUUGUGCGAACUCUCGAACUGCGGCAGCAGAAGCUCAGCACAACUGCUUCCUCGGAGCAGCUGGAGGAGAAAACGAUGCAGAUGGAGCCCGAGUCUGCCUGCGGGGAUUCUGUCGCCCCAUCGAACAUCGGAGGCGAGAGCACUAGCGACUUCGGCUCGGACAUGCAGCGGACCAAGGAGAAGGACAACACGCCCGCGGUCCCAAUCGAGAAGGUUCGCGCCGAUGUCCGUGCGCUCGAGGGUGAGAUUACUUCUCUGCGGCGGCUGCUGGGCGACAUGCGUGCCAAUGCGGCAGCGGUCAUUUGCAACCACCUGCGGCAAGCAGAGAAGUCAGCGGGCCGCAAUUGGUCGCCCAAGGAGGCGGCGGCCUGGGGCCACCGGAUGCUGUCUCUCCUGGUCUCCGAAGACUUCGCCACCACCACCAUGAAGGAGCUCCUGAAGUUGUCCCCACUGCGGUAUUAA